UGUCUCCGCCCUUUCUCGCCGUUUCUCCCAAAGCAUUUGCUCCCUCGCUCAUUCUCAUUUGCUUCCUCAUUGGGCCUCUCUCUCUCUGUCUCUCUCGCUGAUCUAAUCCUAGCAAAAUCUGAACAAACCGUAGCUAGGAAGGUGCUUGAACGCAGGGAAAUCAGGUUCGUAGGUAGAGAGAUAAAAGAAAAGGUAUAGGACCAAUGGACUUUGGUGCAGAACACAAGCCAUACGAAGACGAGGACGCAGUCGCCGUUAACGGCGAAGUGCCCGUUCAGGAACAAACCCAACAACUGUCCUCAGACCGUGGAAUCGAACCCUUCGAUGUCGUAGAUAGUGCAGAAAAUGAGUUAAAGCAGUCUUUGGAUGACCGUGACUCGUCUUCAGGAAAACUCUUCGUUGGAGGUAUUUCUUGGGAGACGACUGAAGAGACAUUCUCUAAUUACUUCAGCAAGUAUGGCGAAAUCACGGAUUCUGUAAUAAUGAUGGAUAAGCAUUCUGGAAGGCCACGUGGGUUUGGCUUUGUGACAUUUGCUGAUCCAGCAGUUACUGAUAAGGUUUUGGCAGAUGACCAUUUUAUAGAUGGCAGAACAGUGGAAGUGAAGAGGACAGUCCCUAGGGAAGAUAUGCAGCAGGUUAAAGGGGUAUUAAAAACAAAGAAAAUUUUUAUUGGUGGAAUACCACCAUCUUUUAGUGAAGAUGAGUUGAAGGAGUACUUCUCUGCCUAUGGUAGCAUUGUUGAACACCAGAUUAUGCUUGAUCAUAAAACUGGACGGCCCAGGGGCUUUGGGUUCGUCACUUUUGAAGACGAAGAAUCUGUUGAGAAGAUAUUUUCUGAGGAUAGAAACCAUGAACUUGGAGGUAAACAAGUUGAAAUAAAAAGAGCUCAACCAAAAAGAGCUGGUGGUGAUUAUUUUGGCGUUGCUGCAAAGUCGCAUGGUGGCUUUGCCAGUGGGAGUGCCAGAUAUGGUGGUGGUUACAGUUCUGCAGGUGGUUAUGGUGGAAAGAUGGGGGGAGGUUAUGGUGGGUACGACAGCUAUGGAGGAUAUGGCAAUUAUGGAGGAUACGGUGGUGGUGGGGCUGCUGGUUUUUAUGGUGGUUUUGGUGGUUACGGUUAUGGAUUUGGGUUUGGUGGACCCAUGUAUAGCGGUGCUGGAUAUGGAGGUGCUGACUAUGGUUACGGCAGUGGCACCGGUUAUGGUGGUGGUAGAGGAUAUGCUGGCGGUAGCAGCGGUAGAGGAUACGGUGGUGGCGCUGGUGGUGGGUAUGGGAGUACGAAGGGGUAUGGGAGUGGCAAUGCUGCUUCAGGAACUGGAAGACAUCAUCCUUAUCGGAAUUAAGAAAAUUUAUUUUGUAGUAACCUGAUUAGAAUAUGAGUAUACCAACCGAAUAUAACAUUAUUGUGUGGAAGAUUUUGCCCUUCUAGAAGAUCAGAGCAGGGUUUUUUAUUUUUUAAAUUUUUUGGGUAGUAUGAUUUUGCUUUUAUAAACUUUUUUUUUUUUGUUUUGAAAAAAAUAGCUUUUUAGAAAACCACCUCUUGUAGCUGUGUGAUGGCUGAUGGGAAGGUGAUUGAUCAAGUUGUGAUGUAGACUGUAGCUUUGAAAUAGUUAAAAAGAGUAUUAGUAACCA
Molecule: messenger RNA, 1629 nt
Organism: Malania oleifera
Lineage: Eukaryota; Viridiplantae; Streptophyta; Magnoliopsida; Santalales; Ximeniaceae
Product: heterogeneous nuclear ribonucleoprotein 1
Exons: 7
Coding region: 204-1340 (378 amino acids)
Biological process (GO): regulation of gene expression
Cellular component (GO): nucleoplasm
Molecular function (GO): RNA binding
Source: RefSeq, a predicted model, not a curated record